This is a messenger RNA of Zootermopsis nevadensis, 2448 nucleotides long. RefSeq names its product Mitochondrial cardiolipin hydrolase zuc (gene zuc). NCBI's taxonomy places the organism in Eukaryota, Metazoa, Arthropoda, Insecta, Blattodea, Termopsidae. Gene Ontology annotation, cellular component: mitochondrion. Gene Ontology annotation, molecular function: RNA endonuclease activity producing 5'-phosphomonoesters, hydrolytic mechanism. The record is from RefSeq and is a predicted model, not a curated record. Gene Ontology annotation, biological process: piRNA processing.
AUUAAACCUGAAAUAAGAAAUUCGCACAAGAAAUUUGUUUAAAAAAAUAUGUUAUACAUCUGUGGAAUGCAAUAUGAAAAAUUGUGGACUAUGUGGUUGUGCAUGUACUGAAUACGGAGGUUGCUUGAAAAUGGUAUAAAACAGAGCAAGAAGUUCCUUUGUAAAGUGUAAUAAUGUUGUAUUGAUGUUAAUCUACAUAUAUCUUUCCCUCAGUCUGUAACAAUUAUUACAACAAAAUUACCGAGAAAUUAACGUAAGGGAAUUAGAUUUAAGGACGUUUGAAGAUGAUUUCGUUGACGAAUUUUGCAAAGUCACUGGUUUUUGCAGCAGUGAUUGCAGAAAUUGUACUGCAUUACAUUGAACGAUAUAGAAAACGUAAACAAAAUUCGGGUCAUUUGAAUGAGGUUAUGUUUUUUACGGAUAAGGGAGUUGAAUGUAAGGAACACUGCUACAGGAUGAUAAGUUGCGACAAGAAGUCCUGUUCGUAUUUUAAUAUGAGACGUCUCAUUCAGCUGCUGCAAGGUGCCAAAUCAUCCUUAGAUGUGUGUAUGUACUUGAUUACACUGAAAUGUGUGACAGACUUAAUUAUUAAGAUGCACAGAAAGGGUGUUAAAGUAAGAAUUAUAAUUGAUGCUGACAUGGCAGGUAGCACUGGUGCUCAAGUACAUGCACUCAGGAAAUAUGGAGUGCCUGUGCGCAUGAAGAAGUCCCCUUUCCUGAUGCACCACAAGUUUGCUGUGAUUAAUAAUCACAUUCUUGUGAGUGGUUCCUGUAAUUGGACAAUGCAAGCAGUUUCAGGAAAUUGGGACAACAUUAUAGUGACUUCAGAGCCAAAUCUUGUUAUUCCAUUCAGUCAGCAUUUUGCCCAGCUGUGGAAAGAAUUUUCAGAAAUUGAUUACACAGUGAAAGGAUACAUUCAAGGAUGCACUGUGCAACAGAAAUGAAGCACUUGAUACAAAGAAAAAUAUUAUUUCAUCUUAAUGAUAAUUCUGAGAUGCAGGACUAGAUCCCAUAAUACGAGGCAGGUGAAGUGCCAGUAGGUGAUGUAGGUUCUGCAUGCUGAGAUGCUCGUUACAUGGGUGAAGGAGAUGCUUAUUCUGAGAGUGUGAUAAGAUGUCAGUCAAGAAUUUUAAUGUAAUUGAGGAUAAAUUUUUAAAUUGUGUAAUCUAUAAGGAACAAGGAAUAGAAAGUGGGGUGUGAUAAGUAUGUUGAAAGGCAUGAAAAUUGAUUGACGGAGACAGAUUUAAUUAGGAAAAAAUAUAAGACGAGACAAAAUUAUAAAAAAAAAUCCUAGCGUCCUAGAUUUCUAUUUUGUAAUGUCCUAAAUUGCUCACUUACUUCAUCCUUCUUAGCUCUAAAUAUUUUCCUGAGCACUUGUUUUCAUACAUUUGCAUUUUAUGUUUUUCUUUUAAAGUAAUCAGGUUCCAGAUCCAUACAAAGCCUUUAUUAUUAUUAGAAUAUAUUAGCAUAGACUCGCCAAAGUUGAAAGAAAUGAACAUUUUUUUGUGUUGAACAGUAAUACGAUUUAUUGCAGUAUUAUCUUUUGCAGAUUGCAUUGAAAAUACAAAAUUUAUAAAAAUUUCUUUGUAAAGUAGAGUAAAUAUGAAAAUGUCUUCACAGCGGAUGAAACCAUAUUCCUGCCAAACGCACAAACACAAAACCUACCGCCCAACUCCAAACUCCUACCAAACACCAACGAUGCCAGAUUCCAUUAUAAUCACCACUGUAGACUCAUUUGCAUUUCUUGCUAUUAGAAUUACCACUGUAAAAACUUUAUUUUAAAAUUUUUCAUCAUCACACAAACUGCAUUCGUACAAUCAUGACAGACAUUGGCUGUUAUAUCAGUUGUAGACGUAUUUGGAAGUGUGAUAAAACAAUUUAUAUUACUGAACCAACUGAAGAAGUAAUAAUCGUGCGGUAUAUAUUUGAUUACACUGAACAGGAACUACUUUCUCUGUAAUUUCCCAUGCUGUAACAACGGCUUGCAUCUAAAUAUGGCCAAAAGAAAGUUAAUGCGGUCAUAAUUUGAGCAGAUUUACCAAGUAUAGGAUGAGAGAAGGUUACAUGUAGUGCAGCAUUAGUAAUAAUCAGAGAUAUUUCACAUAAAUAUUUGCUCUCUUUCACACAAGAGUGACCCAAAAAAUGUAUACUCAUAAUAUGGGCUAUUAACCUUAUGAAUACAUUUUUUUUGGGACAUUGUAUAUACGGUGGAUUUCAGUUAAUUUGGGAUAUAUAUCGGGACUAGAACACUCUGGCCCAAUUAAGUGAAGUUCUACGUAAAGAGUUAAAAAGGUUUGUUAUUUAAGAUUUGUCCCAAAUGAACGGCUGCCCUGAUUAACCGAUGGCCCGGUUAACCGGAAUCUACUGUAUUGAGAGUUCAUUAUUACUUUACUCAAUUUUAUUUAAGAAUAGUUUUAUUACAAGGAAGCUGUCGGUCUCCGCAUCCCU